Molecule: messenger RNA, 4440 nt
Organism: Salvelinus namaycush (lake trout)
Lineage: Eukaryota; Metazoa; Chordata; Actinopteri; Salmoniformes; Salmonidae
Product: vasoactive intestinal polypeptide receptor-like
Exons: 12
Biological process (GO): cell surface receptor signaling pathway; adenylate cyclase-modulating G protein-coupled receptor signaling pathway
Cellular component (GO): plasma membrane
Molecular function (GO): peptide hormone binding; vasoactive intestinal polypeptide receptor activity; G protein-coupled peptide receptor activity
Source: RefSeq, a predicted model, not a curated record
AUGCUGUCCCUUCAGAUAUGUGACAUCAUGCUGGAGGUGGAGAAGGAGAAAGAGACGUGCAUGGCCCAGUUAGAAAACAUGACAACAGGUUGCAGUGGGACGUGGGACAAGGGGGCCUGCUGGCCCAGUGCCAAUACAGGACAGGUGGUCACCAUCCCCUGCCCUGUCUACUUCUUAUACUUGACCAAUGACUUCAUCAUGGGUAACCUGUCGAAGACCUGCACCAGUGAUGGCUGGUCUGAGGUUAGCCCUGCUUCCUAUGCACUGAAUUGUGGGUACAACGCCAACGUCACCAAAGUUGAUGAUGAUGACACGGAGUUCUACUGGGCAGUGAAAGUAGGCUACACUAUCGGACACAGUCUCUCUCUCAUCUCCCUCACUAUCGCUAUCGUCCUACUCUGCACUUUUAGGAAGUUGCACUGCACCAGAAACUACAUCCACAUGAACCUGUUUGUGGCGUUCAUACUGAAAGCCAUUGCCGUCUUCAUCAAAGAUGUGGUUUUAUACGAGGUCGGGGAGUCCGACUGUCAACCUGAAACUGUGGGAUGUAAGGCAGGGGUUGUCUUCUUCCAGUAUGGCAUCAUGACCAGCUACUUCUGGCUAUUGGUCGAAGGCCUCUACAUCCACACCCUAUUGGCUGUCUCCUUCUUCUCCGAGAGAAAGUACUUCUGGUGGUACAUUCUGAUUGGCUGGGGGGCCCCAACUGUUUUUAUCACAGCUUGGGUUAUUACAAAGGCUUAUUUAAAACACUCUGGGUGUUGGGACAUUAUUAACGACCAUCCCUGGUGGAUCAUCAAAAUGCCAAUAUUACUGACCAUACUGGUCAACUUCAUCCUGUUCAUCUGUAUAAUCCGGAUACUGCGUCAGAAAAUGAAUUGCAGAGACAUAGGAAGGAAAGAAUCUCAUCAAUACUCGAGGUUGGCUAAGUCCACGCUACUGUUGAUACCUCUGUUCGGAAUCAACUACAUCGUCUUUGCCUUCAUCCCUGAAGACAUCAACACUCGAAUCAGGAUGGUCAUUGACCUGAUUCUAGGAUCCUUCCAGGGGUUUGGGGUUGCAGUCCUGUAUUGUUUCCUAAAUGGAGAGGUACAGGGGGAGGUGAAGCGUAAGUGGCGGCGGUGGCACAUGCAAAGGUUUCUGGGUAAAGGAGACACCAAAUACCAGCAGCCCCAGGAUCUGGGUAGCAACGGUAACAACUUCAGCACCCAGAUCACCAUGCUGACCAGGUGUAGCCCCAUCACACGUCGAGCUUCCGACUGCCAGGAACACUUCUCUGCUAUCUGAGCCCAGCUCUGGGUGGUAACAGAGGGCAGAGAAGAGGAGGCAACAGAGACGAGCUGCACUGAAGCACUGUUUAGUAUUCAGUCAGCACAGCAGAGACCACCAGCCAACCACACACAACAACAGCAAUGAUAGGCUUAGAUCAGGAAUGCCCUCGGUCCCCUUUUGUAAGCCGCGGACCAAUUUAACACAAUUUAUUUUGCUUGUUUUUUUGUUUAAUUUAGGAAAUCAGUUCCCAAGUAUUCCUACAAAAAAAAUAUUAAAAAAAAUAGACAUCAUCGUGUCUCAAUAUAAUCAAGGUAUGAAAUGAUUGUAAUUUUCAAAAUCUCUUUUUUGGGCUUAGUUGUGGUUGCAGUGUACACAUUUUUAUAUGGGGCAGCAGGUAGCCUAGCGGUUAGAGAGAAGCGAGCCAGUAACCGGACGUUUGCCAGUUCGAAUCCCGGGUCCGACGGGAAAAAUCUGGCAAGAAGUGAGCUGGCAACCGGAGGGUUGCUGGUAUCAAGACACUUAAACCUCCACGACAACAGCUCCCCGGGCACUCAGUGUGGCAGCCCCGACACCUCCAACACCUGUAUACUGUAUGCAUGUAUGUACGUAUGUAUGUGUGUCUUUCGGAGGGGUUGGGUUAAAAGCGGAAGUUACAUUUCGGUUAGACGUUGUCUGACCAAUUGACCAAUAACGUGAUCUUAAGCUUCAUAACUAUGUUCCGGUCCUCCAAUCAGCCGCAAUGACAAAAAUCAGCCCGCGGCUAAAUCUAGUCGCCUACUCCCUGGUCUACGCUAUCUGUGUUAAGUCCAAAAACACAUUACAGUUCAAAUCACCAUUUGAUAUAUCUGUGUGUGUAAUGAGUGUUGUGUUAGUCUGUGUGGCAGGGUUGAAGUCAAUUCCAUUUCAAUUCUAGUCAAUUCAGAAAGUAAAACCAAAUUCCAACUUUUUAUCAUGGAAAACCAUUCAAGAGAAUUGGAAUUUCAGUGUACUUCCUGAAUUAGAAAUGGAAUUGACCCCAACUCUAGGUAACAGGCUAGGAGCUAGGACUAGGACUAGGACUAGGACUAGGUAACUGGCUAGGAACUAGGUAACAGGCCAGAAGCUAGGCUUAGGUAACAGGCUAGGAGCUAGGACUAGGUAACAGGCUAGGAGUUAGGACUAGGUAACAGGCUACGACUAGGUUGCAGGCUAUGAGCUAGGUAACGGGCUAGGAACUUUGGCUAGGUAACAGGCUCGGAGCUAGGUAAAAGGCUAGGAGCUAGAUAACAAUCUAGGAGCUUGGACAAGGUAACAGGCUAGGAGUUAGGAUGAGGUAACAGGCUAGGAGUUAGGACGAGGUAACAGGCUAGGUUAGAGGAGAAGGUGUGUGAGAAAGGCCAAAGCCCAUUAAACUGGAAAUGUUCCUGUUAGGUGAAAACGUAUUGAAACUCAACCCACAGAAGUUCACAUCCAGAUACAGCAUAUUAAUAGUUUAACCAACCAGAGAGCAACACUGGUUUCAGAGGUCAACAUUUAGUGGUCAACAUUCCAGUCAUUUAGGUGACGCACAACAGGGAGUUAAAACGUAAUAUUCUUCUAGUUUUUCCAUCGUUUUCUAGUUGAUGGAUGCAUAGGAGAGCUUUGGGAGCCAUACCACCUGUAGGAAUGAGUGUCAAGAGAAACAGAGCAUUAAAUUAAAGGACUCGGUACACACAGUGCUACUUAAAACCUUAUGCUGGUAGCUAGGGGACCAGUCUUAAAGACGCACUCCAGUCUCCUUUUCUCCUCAUUUAUCACCUGAUUUACUUAAAAGGCGAUCAAUGGGUUGUCUAGGUAUGACAUGACAUCACACAAGUGGGAAUGGUCCUUUUCUCUUUUGUUCCCACAAGUAAGGGGGGGCGGGGGCAUCAGACCAACUCCUUCAAUGGCCUACUCCUUGAAGUUUGCAGUUGUGUCAAAAAAAUAAUUUUCUCUUCAAGUGUGUGUAUAUUACUGUAUUUAUACAUGGGCUAUUGUUUUUCACAGAAACAAAGUUUUACAAAAAAAAAUAGCUGGAGAGAUUCUUUAAGCUGUUUAUUAAAUCACUACCAGACUGAUUGACUGGCUGGGCUGGCCACUUCACGUUACUCAACUUUAGAGUUACACGUUGUCCACGUGGCAGCAUCUACAUUGGAAGGAUCUCAAAGUGAAAUGUUAUCCACGUGGUCUAGUCUAUAUUGGAAGCAUCUGGUCUGGUCCCUUAUCUAUCUAGUAUCCAGCUGUCCAUGAUCAACCAGAGGUUUAGCCAUUGAUGAAGACACUUUUAUGUACCAGAAUUAUGUUGGGUUUGAAAUAUAGCUGGAUAACAUUCCAAGAAAAGAAGCUUAUAGUUUUCAUAGAAUUUAUGUGCAGGAUUGAAGCGCAGAUGUUUUCAUUGUAAGGCAGAGUCUCUUAGUGCAUAGUUUGGUGUGCAGACAGUCAGGUAUUUUUAAAGUCUUGCUCUUACAUUCCCCUCAACCCCCUCCCCCAUAAAAAAAAAUAGCCAAUAGUAUUGAGUUUCAGUACAGACGCACCUGUAUGUGUUUUUCGUUCAAAACUUAAACUUAUCCACUAAAGAUCAUAAUUGGGAAGACCAGGCGGUUAGCCAUGGCGUUUAGCCAUAUGGUGAAGUAGUGAUGGGGUGUAUAAAAUGUUUAAAAGUUUCCUCCCAUAGCUCCUAACCUGUUGCCACCUCUACGAGGUAAGAUAUCUGAUUUCAAUGGUACUGAAUUGUUUCCCACUUGGUUUCUAAAACCUUUCAGAAAUCUGUGUUGUUUACCUUGUUGUAUGUCACUGUACAUGUGAAUACGUGAACGUACCUCUCACUAAAAAUGUCAUACAAUUGUUCCAGCUAUGGUGAAGCUACAUAUACAGUAGGAAUGAAGUAAUUUUUUUUAUCAUGUGUUUUAUUGUGGUUAUUUACAGUUCUCAGGUGUUGACUGGAUUUCAAUGCAUAUCAUGUAUUAUGUAAUUGUUUUUAAGUUAGUAUUUGUGUUACGUGUUCAGUUGUAUUAUUUUAAACACACUAUAUUGAUAUUCUCAGUCAUUUGAUAGGAUAUCUACAAUGAAUAACUAUAUUUGACAUUCUAUGGAAUGCUUUGGAACAUUCCGAACAACACAUGAAAGUGUGGUGUAAGCAAGUGUUUUGUAAAUAUUGUGCAAUUCUGCUUUUGG